Tigriopus californicus is the source of this 10964-nucleotide messenger RNA. It is a transcript of the gene mask, whose product is annotated as ankyrin repeat domain-containing protein 17-like. Gene Ontology annotation, biological process: innate immune response. Lineage: Eukaryota; Metazoa; Arthropoda; Copepoda; Harpacticoida; Harpacticidae. The record is from RefSeq and is a predicted model, not a curated record. Bases 701 to 9982 code for a protein of 3093 amino acids. Gene Ontology annotation, molecular function: protein binding; RNA binding. Gene Ontology annotation, cellular component: cytoplasm. The transcript has 13 exons.
GUCGCAGAUUGCCGCCUUCCGGUUAGCCUCCGAGGCCGAAGAUUCGUUGGCGGGUCUGGAAGCCGCGUCCACGCCCUCCUCGUCAUCUGGUGGUGCCGCUGGCGCCACGCCCGGCCCGACCGAGCCCUCCUUGUUCGAACUCGACACCGACGAGAUUGACGAGGACUCGGACCCGCCCGACGAAGAUCUGGACGAGGAUCUCGACGACGAGGACGACCUUGAGGACGACACCGACGAAGACGACGAGGACCUCGAAGACGAGGAGGACGAGGAAGACGACGAGGAUCUCGACGAGGAGGACGAGGAAGACGAGGAGGACGAAGACGACGAGGAUCUCGAGGAUCACUCUCGUCUGGAUCUCGACGAAGAGGACAGCGAGGCCUCGGGGGUGAGCGAAGAGAACCCAGGUUCGUCCCUGCCGCAUCCCGGACCGCGCCGCCACCAAUACCUUCUGGACCGCCUCCACGACGACUCGGGCGACGACACCCCCAGUCGAGGCCGUCCCCCUCCUCAUUCCGCCGAGAGUCCCCAUCACCCCGUGGACCCCGAGACCCAAUCCCGUUUGGAGGCCUUGCUUGAAGCCGCCGGCAUUGGCAGCAUCGAAGAGUCCAACCCCAAUCUCGCCGACCCAGAGGUCUUGAAGCGUCUCACGUCGAGUGUUUCCAGUGCCCUGGACGAAGCCGCGGCCGCCCUGACUCGCAUGAGAAGCGAUCCUCCCGCCGAGGGCAGAACCUUGGUCGAGGCGUGCACGGAGGGUGAUAUUAAGAAGGUGCAGAAGCUACUCCACGAAGGUCGCGUCUCCGUAAACGAUACCACGGAGGAGGGCGAGUCCCUGCUGUCGUUGGCGUGCUCGGCGGGCUACUUCGAGCUGGCCCAGGUGCUCAUUGCUAUGCGAGCCAACAUUGAGGAUCGCGGCAUGAAAGGCGACUGUACCCCGCUCAUGGAGGCGGCUAGUGCCGGACAUCUGGAUAUUGUCAAACUCCUCAUCAACCAUGGAGCCAACGUCAACGCCCAAUCUCAGAGUGGAAACACCCCCUUGAUGCACGCCUGUGCUGGAGGUCAUGAAGCCGUGGUGAAGGCCCUCUUGGACGCGGGUGCCAAUGUGGAAGACCAUAAUGAGAAUGGGCACACCCCUCUGAUGGAAGCUGCCUCGGCUGGACAUGUGAAGGUCGCCAGGAUCCUCCUGAGCUUUGGUGCCGGGAUUAACACGCACUCGAAUGAGUUCAAGGAGAGCGCUCUGACCUUGGCCUGCUACAAAGGCCAUUUGGAAAUGGUGCGCUUCCUAUUGGACGCGGGGGCGGAUCAAGAGCACAAGACGGACGAGAUGCAUACGGCCUUAAUGGAAGCAUCCAUGGACGGACAUGUGGAAGUCGCCAAGCUACUUCUGGAUCACGGAGCCCAGGUGAACAUGCCAGCCGAUAGUUUUGAAUCUCCCCUGACUUUAGCUGCCUGUGGAGGCCACGUGGAUCUGGCUAUGCUGCUCCUGGAGCGCGGAGCCAAUAUUGAGGAGGUCAACGAUGAAGGCUACACCCCUUUAAUGGAGGCAUCGCGAGAAGGCCACGAAGAAAUGGUGGCCCUCCUUCUCAGCCAAGGGGCGGACAUCAACGCCCAAACGGACGAAACCCAAGAGACGGCGCUAACUUUGGCGUGCUGUGGGGGCUUCCUGGAAGUGGCGGACUUUCUGUACAAGGCGGGCGCCGACAUCGAGUUGGGCGCGUCCACUCCGCUCAUGGAGGCCUCGCAAGAGGGGCAUCUCGACUUGGUGCGAUACCUCCUCAAGAUGGGUGCCUUUGUGAACGCCGUGACCACCACCGGGGACACGGCCCUCACCUACGCUUGCGAGAAUGGCCACACUGACGUGGCCGAGCUCCUCCUGAUGGCCAACGCCGAGCUCGAGCACGAGAGCGAGGGCGGGCGCACGCCGCUCAUGAAGGCUGCGCGCUCGGGUCACCUCUCGACCGUGGAGUUUCUACUGGAGAAAGGCGCGGACGUGAACCGUGCCACCUCCAACAACGACCACACGCCCCUGUCUUUGGCGUGCGGAUCCGGGCAUCAGGGUGUGGUGGAUGUGCUGCUUCAGAAUGGAGCCGAUCCCUACCAUAAACUCAAGGAUAACUCGACCAUGCUCAUCGAGGCUGCCAAAGGCGGACACACCACCGUGGUCCAGCUCCUGAUUGACUACCCCAACACCUACCCCGUGGUCGACCCUGCGUCCUCCACGUCCUCGUCCACGCUGAUUGACCGCGUCACCGGCCUGCCCAUCGCCUCCGCCGCCGCCGCCACCACCACCACCACCACCACCGCCGAUGAUCAGCACCACCCCGCGUGCUCAUCCAGUGCCGCCACGUCCCCGUCCACUCUCCUGUGUGCCGCCGAUAACAACGGCUCCGCUUCCACCGGCCAUCAACACCACAACCACCAUCAGCACCCGCCUACGGUGAGCCUGCCGGUCAAGUCCGUGCUGCGCAAGAACCAGCGCGGAGUGCCCUCGAACUUUGUGCCGGGCACGCCCAACAAGGAGGCCUCGUCGGGCGGGAAGGUGGCCAAGACGAACCAUGCCAAUAACGCGAGCUCGUCGUCCCUGUUGCAUGCCGACUCAUCGGGCUAUGACUACUUUGAGAACUCAAAGUUCGUGCUGGAGGGCCUGGCGGACAAGGGAUUGGACGCCAAGUCGUACAUCCAAUCCAUGCUGAACCGCACCGAAAACGCCACCAAGGAGGAGCAGAUCCAGGAGAAGGAGCAGAUCGUGCUCGAGUUGAAGCGUGUCGAGCGUGAACUACAGGAGAAGGCCGAGGCUCAGCAGAAGCUGCUUCGGGAAAGUGGCGAAGGAUCAUCCAACCCACCCAAAGCGGUCACCAGCGACCCCAACAAGCGUAUGCUCACCAGCAAGGAGAUCCUCCAGUACAUUGCCAAUCGCACCAUUGAUGGCAAGGCUCUGCCUCCAGGACCUGUUGGUGUCCCAACGGCAAGUGUCCCCUCUCCUACGAGCAAUGCCGCCGCGGUCCCCCUGGCACCAUCUGCCGCGGCCUCAUCACCCUCGGGAGCAUCGGCUGGAUCUACUGCGGCGUCGGCGGCGUCGGCUGUGUCCGCUGGGAGCGGAGAUGGGCCAGCCAUGCUGUCCCAACGUGCGUUGGCCAACAUGCCGCCUUCAGAGCGUCCCAAAGCCAAGCCCAGCAGGAAGAUUGAAAAAGGAGGAGGAAGUGGAGGCGCAAAGAAGAGCCCAUGUGGGGCGUUGCCCUUGGAAUCUCCGGCAAGUGGGAGCGUGGCAGGGAGUGUGGUGGCUGCUAACGCCACUUCAACCUCGCCGCCCACGCCUGCCGCAUGCGGGCCCUCCUCCACUAUCACCACAACCAAUGUGACGUCGCCCACUUCCUCGUCUCAGCAAUUGCAGGCCGCUCUCCAGCAACAUAGCCAGCAACUGGCCCAGCUUCAACAGCUCCAGCAGUUGAACCAGCAACUCCAGCAACAGGUUCACCAACAACGCCAGCUCAAACAGCAAAACCAAGCCACUCUCGCCGCUCUCCAGCAGAAUGCGAUUGCCAACCAACAACAAUUGGCGGCUCUCCAGCAAAACGUGGCCCAGUUGCAGCAACUCGAGCAGCACAUUCUCUCCCAACAACAGCAACAACAGGAACAGCAGCAACAGCAACAGCAGCAACAGCAACAGCAACAACUGGCCAACACCAACACCAGUGGAUCAGCAGCAUCUUCAGCAUCACCGUCUGUGUCUGCACCAUCUUCAGCAAUUUCCCCAGCAUCCAAUUCAGCGGCAUCAACCACAUCUGCAGCCGAAUCAGCAUCAUCAGCCCCAUCAGCGUCGCCGUCUUCAGCAACUUCAUCAUCCGCGACAGCGACCUCGUCAACCCCAACCACCACCAAUACCCCAACAGCGUCAUCGUCGUCAAACCCCACCACCACCACUACUACCAAUACGCCCACCACCUCCAACAACGCCAAUCAGCAUCAUCAGCUCCAGCAAAGGGUUCAGCAGAUCCUCCAACAAAAGCAACAGCUCCAGCAGCAGAUCAAGCAGUUCCAGCUGCAAGUGGAGCAACAAUUGGCUUACACACAACACACCACCAAUAAUGUUGCGGCGGGGACCUCUUCCUCCAGUUCGGCGAGUACUUCCACCGGCUCCGCGAGCAACAACGGGAAUGCCAAGAACAAGCGGAAUAAGGACGGGGCCAAGAGCUCGGCUAGCAGCCACGAGGAUGCGGCCUACGAGUACGUCCAAGCGCCGCAGGCCAACCAAGCCGUGCAGGCCCUCUACCAAUUGGAAGGCCCCAAGGGGAUGGUGGUUCCUCCGUCGGCCGAGAUCGAGCCCUUGACCCAGGAUCCAGCCCUCUUGAGCAGUCUGGACACGAGUCGGAUCGAGAGCCAAAUCGCGGGUCUGAAGAACAUCAACAUCUCCCUGGACAGGGAUAAUCCCGCUCUUCUGGACUACAAGGAUGGACUUCAUGCAGCCGUGCUUCAAUAUUCGUCCAUGGCCUUGGGUGGACCUGGUGCCCUAAUGACUCCGGUCGAGGCCAACGCCUCCUUUGGGAAUCAAUUGCUUCUCCAACCACCUCAGUUCCCCUUUGGUCAAGGAGCGGACAUGAACUUCCUGUCGGACGGAUCCAACUACUUCGGCCAUCCUCAAGACACGAUCUACUUGUCAGGAGAGCAGCCUGACCUGCCUCAAUGUGGCCUGGACCCGUCGCAGCAGCAGCAACAACAACAACAACAACAACAGGAGCAACAGCUCCAGCAACUGCAGCAACUCCAAGCCGACAAGCAAGCUGGCGUGACCUCCUCCAAGAAGGCCAGAAGCAUCAAGAGUAAGAAAGGGAACAACAACGGCCUUGUGGCGCCCGUGGAUCUGGGCGUGAUUGCCCCCGGGGGUAGCAACCCUCCAACAGCGACCGAUCCUGCGACCUCGACCGAUCCUAAUGUCUCCGGCGACCUCUUUGCCGGCGGAUUGGACAAUCAAAUUUGUCAACUCUCGGGUCAAGCUGGACCCACUCCUCUUGUGGAUCUGGACUCUGAGACGGAUAGCAAUCACGAUACGGCGCUCACCUUGGCUUGUGCCGGUGGUCACGAGGAGCUCGUCACCUUGCUUCUGGACAGAGGAGCCAACAUAGAGCACCGUGACAAGAAAGGUUUCACUCCAUUGAUUCUGGCGGCCACGGCCGGCCACGAAAAGGUGGUUGAGAUCCUGCUGGAGCACAGUGCCGACAUCGAGGCUCAGUCGGAGCGUACCAAGGAUACCCCUCUGUCCCUGGCGUGCUCAGGAGGGCGCUACGAAGUGGUGGAUAUCCUGCUGUCCCGCAAUGCCAACAAGGAGCACAGGAACGUGUCGGACUACACGCCCCUCUCUCUGGCGGCCUCUGGUGGCUAUGUGAACAUCAUCAAGCUCCUCCUGUCCCAUGGGGCCGAGAUCAACUCGCGCACCGGCUCCAAGCUCGGUAUUUCGCCGCUCAUGCUGGCCGCCAUGAAUGGACACACGGCCGCGGUGAAGCUCCUGCUGGACAUGGGGAGUGACAUCAAUGCUCAGAUAGAGACCAAUCGGAACACCGCCCUCACCCUCGCCUGCUUCCAAGGACGCCACGAGGUGGUGUCCCUCCUUCUCGACCGAAAAGCCAACGUCGAGCACCGCGCCAAAACCGGACUCACGCCCCUCAUGGAAGCCGCAUCGGGCGGCUAUGUGGAGGUGGGGCGUGUCCUCCUGGACAAAGGGGCGGAUGCGAACGCUCCGCCUGUGCCGAGCAGUCGAGAUACCGCCCUGACCAUUGCGGCCGAUAAGGGUCACUACCGCUUUGUGGAGCUUCUCCUGGGUCAUGCUGCCCAAGUGGACGUGCGGAACAAGAAAGGGAACUCCAGUCUUUGGUUGGCUUGCAAUGGAGGCCACUUGGAAGUGGUCCAGUUGUUGUACUCGGCCGCGGCGGAUAUCGAUUCUCAGGACAACCGGAAGGUGUCGUGCUUAAUGGCGGCCUUCCGCAAAGGUCACCAGAAAGUGGUCAAAUGGAUGGUCAAACAAGUGAAUCAGUUCCCCUCGGAUCAAGAGCUCACGCGUUACAUUGCCACCAUCAGUGUGAGCGACAAGGAUCUACUGAAGAAGACCGAGCAGUGCAAGGAGAUCAUUCGCGUGGCGAAGGAACGGCAAGCCGCCGAGGCCGCCAAGAACGCAUCCAUCCUGCUGGAGGAGCUGGACAGAGAGUCGAAACUAGAGCAGAGCAAGCGAGAAGCGGCUGCUCGGAAGCGCGAAAAGAAGAAGCGGAAGAAGGCCGAAAAGAUGGUCAAGAAUACCGCCAAUGACAAGGAAAUCGCGGAUGACGAGGGCAGCAAAAACGGGGACGAUGAAGAGGACAAGGAGAACAGUAGUAGUGCCGCCGAUGUCCUGAAAGCCGGAGGUCAAGACGAACGAGAUGGAACUCCCGACCACGUGAUCACCGCGUUGAACCACAACGAGGGCGACUCCGGGAUCGAUGCCAAUAGCCAAGGCAGUGCCGCCUCCCACGAAUCUAGCAAGAAAGAUGAGCUGUCGAAUGCGGCCACCGGGAGCAAUGAUCACGCCAAUAUCAUCAGUGCUAGCAGUAGCAACAACAACAACAAGAAGAAGAAGAACAAGAAAAACAAGAACAAGGAGAAGGAGAAGAACGAGCGGAACCAGGACGAGCGAGGAUGCUCCCCUGCAGCUCCCCCUCCUCUCCAGACCGUGCGAGAGGAGCCCUCCAAGAUGACGGUGGUGGUUCCAUUGGAAGAGAGAAAAGACUCCCUCGAGAUGUCCCGAGUGCCCAAGACGCCUGAAGGUCAUUCGGUCUCAAUCUCUGGCUUUCUGCAUCACGAGCAAGAGGCCAAAGGUCGAGGGGGAAAGGCUUCGUUGUCAGGAGCCCCCGACGUGAACAUCAAUCCCCCGCCGUCAUCAUCCACUCGGAACAAUCGCCUCCAAUUAGUUGAGAAGAAUCUAGCCAACUUGACCCUGGGCUCGGGCACGUCGCCCAAGAAACCCGCCACCACCCGGAACAGCCCACCAGGGGGCGGCGUGGAGAACAAGACGCAUGGAAACAACGCUUCGUCGGCGGUUGGAGAGAAGCAGCACGUGCAAGCUCACCAGCAUCCAGAUGCUGCUUCCACAGGAUGGAAGGAGGUCGUGCGCAAGUCCAAGAAGGUCUCCGUGCCAUCCAAUGCCAUAUCCCGUGUCAUUGGCCGGGGAGGGUGUAACAUCAACGCCAUUCGGGAACUGUCCGGAGCCCACAUUGAAGUGGAGAAGCAGAGCAGCAAGGGCGGAGUGGACCGCACCAUCUUGAUCAAGGGCUCCGCCGAUGCCACGCGGCAAGCCAACACCUGGAUUCAGGAGAUCAUCAACAACCCAGAGAAGGACAUGGCCGAUAUCAUUGGCAAGCCAUUCAAGCAGCUUCAACAGCAACAGCAGCAACAGCAGCAGCAACAACAACAGGUCCAACAUCCGACACUGGUGGUCACCAACAAGCAACAACAGCCCCCACAACCCCUGAUGUCCAAACUGUCCAUGGGCCAGAACAUGUCCAUCGCUGCUCAUGGGUCCAAGACCACGGCCCAGCAGCAACCGUUGAUGUUGGUCGGUGGAUUGACCAAGUCCAACUCGGGUUCGUCCAAGAGUCCGCAGAUAGCGGCCAAUGCCAUUGCCAAAGGUGAAGUCCAGAGGAACGCCCAGCCCAACGCCCAGCCCAGCGCCACGCCCGUGCCCAAAGCCCCCUUCCCCGGGACCCCAGUGGCCGCCGGGAAGCCAGGGAAACCUUCAAGCUUCGCCGCCGUAGCUGGUGGAUCCGAUGGCGGCUCGCCCGUCGGCAUGAUUGCCACGGGGGCCCACCCGGGAUCUCAGAGACCCAUGGGCUCAUUUGGUUCGAGCCCGCUGCCAGCCAUGUCGUCUAGCAAGCGAGAUCGCGAAGAACCUCUGGCGGCAACCACUCCCAAAGUGAAUAUGCCUCACCUCGGGUCAAAGAUGGACUCAUUCCUUCGAUUCAACAUCGGGAGCAGCAACAGCACAUCCGUGGGCAUGACUCCCACGGCCAAUGUAGGACCAUCCUUGUCAAGCAACUUGAGGAGCAAACCGGUGGCGCCCGCUGUGGGACACAUGACCAACAAUCACGCCAGCCUCAACAACAAGGAGUACUCUCCGUUCAAAUACAAGAUGGAGUGGAGCACGAACCCCGGCACCUCGUCCAAUUCUUUGGCCGCCAAGAGGGACACCAUGGAGAGCUCUUUCGGACCUUCAGAGACGGGCUUGCGUUACCAGCCCGCACCCCCGUUGCCCCCGAGUGUGGACAUGUCCAAGGCUCCUGGAUUCAAUCGCGCCAAUCUUGGAUCUCCGGGUCCGGGAGUGCUGGCCGCGGGCGGAGGUGGAGCCUCUUGGUUGAGCAAGUCGCCGGGAUCGAAUUCGGAUCCCUCGGAUUCGCUGUAUCAAACCCAAGAGAGGUGCAACUCUGCCCCAGGAACACCCAUGAGCCCCAAUGUGCCUGCACCCAUCGGACCCCCUGCAUCCUCCUCGGGUGCCAGUGGUAGCAAGUCCACCUUGUCCCCUGGGUCUGAGCCAGACUACUUCCGACCUCAAAUGACCCCCAACAGCAGCGCCCCGGGUGUUCCCUUGGGUCGGAAUCGGGGUUCCCCUGUGGGCCCUGGUUUAGGUGGAGGCGGAGCUGGGACUGGUGCGACGAACAACUACAGUAGUGGGCGCGCCAUGACUCCUGACUCAGAGUUGGAUCACAUUCGAGGUGGUCCCAGCAUGGUACAGAAUCGACCCUCGUCUGUGGCUGGCAUGGACAAGAAGGAUUUCUACAGCUCAGCCAGUGUGCCCCGAUAUGGGGGUGGCGUGGGCGUCAACGGGCCCAAACCCAACAACACUUUGGAAGGUAUCAAUCUCAUGAAUCUGGCUUCGCAAUUGAGCAACGCAGCUGGAUUUCAAGAUCUAAUCAGUAAUGGCUCGCCCACCUCUGACGCACCCAGCCCUUUCGAUUAUAUGGGUCGUUCCCGAUUCAAUAAUCCAUCCAUGGUCAUGAUGAACACCCAACCGCCACAACCACAGCCACAUCAGCAGCCACAGCACGGCGGACCCAAGCUAAACCCACAUGCGCCUGAUUUUAUGCGACCCCCUGGGGAGAGCUUCAAGAUGGGCAACAACGUCAUGAGUGGUCCGCCGCCCAUGCGAAACACCUUGCCUCCAGGUAGUGGCAUGGGGAUGAAGAAUCAUGGGGGAUAUUACGGCUCGGCCAUCACCACCUCCAGUGGAGGAAUCUACUCGAACCACAACCCAAACAUCAACGUGGCCAUGUCGGCUCUGAGCGGGCACAGUAUCAGUUCCAUCAAUCAAAGCCUACAGUCAUCCAAUCACGAUUUCAACUACGACCUGUCCAACCUGGGAGGGCGCUCAUUGAAGGAGAUCAACGACAUGCUGGCCGGAACCGGAGAUUUCAAUAGCUCCAUUCCGCCACCCAGUGGUCCCCCGCCCUACAUGAACUCGCCCCCGGUUGGCAUGAUGGACAAUGAUUCGUCCCGUUUCUCGCGACCCAUUGGCGCCGAGCGCAGAGUGCCGCUUGGGAGUGGAGGGCCCGCUCAACACCAGCAGCCUCCUCCCCCGCUCAAGAUGUCCAAUUGGGACCUGUACGGGUCGUCUGACCUGACCAACGGAGGAGGGAGUGGGGGCAUGGCUGCAAUCCCUUCCAGCUUGACCGGCCACACCCUGGAUAGCCUCUUGAAAGGUGCCUCCUCCUUCAAUUGCUCCCAGUCAGGUGGAGGCAUGAUGAGCGACUACACCCUCAUGGGUAGUGGCCUCCAAUCUCCGGCCACGUCGAUCGGCAUGUCUCCCAAUGUCACUCCGACCAAGAACAAUGAGUUUGGAGCCUAUUCCUUGAGCGGACCUCAAGGCUCCGCCGGUAAGAAGAUCAACCUGUCUGGUGUCGGAUUUGGCGACCCAUCGGCGGCCAAAAGAAAUAUGAGCGAGUACUGGAACCAAAAGUGGCAAGAAUAACAAGGUUGUUGUGCCUGGAAAAAAGAGCCUCCUAGGAGGAUCUAAGUGCUUGGAAGACCCGACCCCCUUAUAGUGUUUGUGUGUGAUGAAAAAAGAUUCUGCUUCUCUUACUCUUUCUCCCUAUUUGCUACCGUUGCUCAUGGCUACAUUGACGACGACUAAACAACAUCAAUACCCUAUUAUUACCAUUUGUUCUCCAUUUUUCUCUCUUUUUCCUCUCGUGUACAUGCUAUGAUUGAAGAUCUUAUACGCCCCUCAAUCGCUCCGAAAAAAAGGAGUUGUUCCCCCCCCCCAAACUCCCGCCCUUCCCCAACCCAUAAGCUGACGCAGUACCCCGUGGCCUUAGACGAAACCCCGGACACGCUCACACCCCAUUGUGCUACGAGGAAACCGAUGUGGGAGUGGGACCUUCAGGCGAGUAGUGAACGCCAUUGGGAGCAUCUGUUAUUCUCUUGUGAGGGAAGGGAGAAGAAAGAAGAGGGACCGAGUUUGCUCCCUUGCGCAACUCUUUAGUCCCUGAAAUGAUGAUGAAGAAAAAGAAACCAGAAUGACUUUGUGAACUUUCCCCACGAGACGAGGUUUGUCCCCAUCAAUGAUGAUCCAACCCAAGCCGCCUUCCUAUUUGAAGACCCGUGUCAAGAACAAAGAAGAAGGAAACGAUGAUGCUGAACUUCCCCCCCCCCCUUUCUUCUCUUUGACGAUGAUGACCUUCUUGAUCACGGUCGUCGAUUCUGGAGUGGCGCACGCAUGAACCGGAUUGCCGUUUUUUGGCGGAAGAAGUCUUUUGUUUGUCUCUCAUCGAAAGGAAUGGCAAUUUUAAUGAAUACACUGAACAUGAUGAUACAGAAACUUGGACAACCUCGAUCUUACUGAUAUUGCUGCUACGACAAGAACAAUUACAGUUACGGUAAAUUAUUAUGCUGCAUACAUAACUUGUUUUCCCGACCUUAUUCUCCUACUAGGAAUAAACGGUGAAAACGUU